Messenger RNA from Sorex fumeus (smoky shrew), 922 nucleotides. RefSeq names its product TNF superfamily member 13 (gene TNFSF13). The record is from RefSeq and is a predicted model, not a curated record. The transcript is spliced from 6 exons. Lineage: Eukaryota; Metazoa; Chordata; Mammalia; Eulipotyphla; Soricidae. Gene Ontology annotation, cellular component: membrane. Gene Ontology annotation, biological process: immune response; positive regulation of isotype switching to IgA isotypes. The coding region runs from base 60 to 812 and encodes 250 amino acids. Gene Ontology annotation, molecular function: tumor necrosis factor receptor binding; receptor ligand activity.
CUGCGACCUCCUCGCCACCCCACUCCCGAGGCCGCUGCUAUUGGCAGGAUUUCCAGUUGAUGCCAAGCUCAUCUCCUUCCUUGCUAACUCCCAAGGGGUCCCCGGGAGACAUGGGGGGCGUGGUUCGAGAACCGGCACUCACAGUGGCCCUCUGGUUGAGUUGGGGGGCGGUGCUGGGGGCUGUGGCUUGUGCCAUGGCUCUGAUGAUCCAACAAACAGAGCUGCAAACCAUAAGGAGAGAGGUGAGCCGUCUGCAGAGGACCGAAGGCACCUUCGUGAAGGGGGAAGGGCAUCCACGGUCGGGCCUCCGGGAGCAGAGCCCUGAUACACUGGAAGCCUGGGAGAACGGAGAGAGAGUGCGAAGGAGGAGAUCAGAGCUCACCCAUAAACAGAAGAAGCAGCGCUCACUUCUGCACCUUGUUCCCAUCAACGUCACCUUCAAGGAGGACUCUGAUGUGACAGAGGUGAUGUGGCAACCGGUUCUCAAGCGUGGGAGAGGACUGGAGGCCCAAGGACAAGUUGUUCGAGUCUUGGAGGCUGGAAUUUAUCUGCUGUACAGCCAGGUCCUGUUUCAUGAUGUGACUUUCACCAUGGGUCAGGUGGUAUCCCGGGAGAGCCAGGGAAGGCAGGAGACCCUAUUCAAAUGUAUCCGAAGUAUGCCUUCCAACCCAGAUUGGGCCUACAAUACCUGCUACAGUAGUGGUGUCUUCCAUUUACAACAAGGAGAUAUUCUGAGUGUUGUGAUCCCCCGUGCAAGGGCGAAUCUGAGCCUCUCUCCACAUGGAACCUUCCUGGGGUUUGUGAAACUGUGAUUGUGCUAUAAAAAAAGAGAGAGAAAGAGAAAGGAAAAAGAAAAACAGGUGGUUCUGCACUUGGAAGAUCAGGGUGGGUACACAUCGAAAACAUUCAGGAGCUGACUAGA